This is a messenger RNA of Penicillium argentinense, 1887 nucleotides long. RefSeq names its product MICOS complex subunit MIC60. NCBI's taxonomy places the organism in Eukaryota, Fungi, Ascomycota, Eurotiomycetes, Eurotiales, Aspergillaceae. The transcript has 4 exons. The record is from RefSeq and is a predicted model, not a curated record. Gene Ontology annotation, cellular component: MICOS complex. Gene Ontology annotation, biological process: cristae formation. The coding region runs from base 1 to 1887 and encodes 628 amino acids.
AUGCUGCGCUCUACGAUUGCUCCGGGUCGGCAGCUGCUGUCGGCCCCUGCUCGUCAACGGAUCCCGUCGCAAUGGCUGUCCAAGGCCGGUGCGAGCAGCCGGCUUUCGAACCAGCGUUUCUUCGCUGAUUCGAAGCCUCCUACAACCGGUGGCCCAACCCCCGCCACCCCUUCAUCUGAAUCCACCGUUCCUCCCGAGACCAUCCCGAAACCCACCGAGCAAGAAUUCAAGGCCGUUCCUGAAACUCCUGCGCCUGUACCCCGCAAAACCGGACGAUUCCGUCGAUUCCUGCUCUACCUGAUCCUGACCUCCGGCAUUGCCUAUGGCGGCAGCAUCUUCAUGGCCCUCAAGUCCGACAACUUCCACGACUUCUUCACUGAGUACAUUCCUUACGGAGAGGAGUGUGUGCUUUAUUUCGAGGAGCGUGACUUCUACCGUCGAUUCCCCAAUGCCUCCCGGCAACAAAACCGCAUUCAGGGUGCUCCCCGUGAGGAUGGCAAGUCCGUUACAAUCCCUAGCAAGAGUGGCCUGUCUUGGAACGUGGCCAAGGAGGAGGAGGAGGCUGGAAGCGAUGUUUCCAAGGCCGGCCCACACAUGAGCUCUCAGGCUCACGAAGCUCACGUCAAGACCGACAAGGCUAAGCCCGAGGAGCGGAAUGCGGCCGUUAUCAAGGCUAAGGAGAAGGCCUCGAAGACCACAAAGGACACUAAGAAGGAGGACCAGAGGCCUGCCUCACUCGAUGAGCCCCGCCAGCCUGCCGUUGCUGCUAGCACCAUUGAGCUUCUGAAGACUCAGGAUGGCGACGACGGUCUUGUGCAGGAGUUGGUCAAAACCUUCAACGACAUUGUCACUGUAAUUAGCGCCGAUGAGAACUCCAGCAAGUACUCUGCGCCCGUCGCCAAGGCCAAGGAGGAGCUGCUUAAGAUUGGCGAGAAGAUCAGCGCCAUCCGCACCGAAGCCGCUCAGGCCGCCCAGGAGGAGAUCAACAAGGCUCACAACACCUUCGACGAGUCCGCCCGGGAGCUGAUCCGCCGGUUCGAGCAGAUGCGCGAGACUGAGGUUGCUCAGUUCCGUGAGGAGUUCGAGGCUGAGCGCGAGAAGCUGGCUGGUGCCUACCAGGAGAAGAUCAAGACCGAGCUUCAGCGUGCGCAGGAACUUGCCGAGCAGCGCCUUCAGAACGAGCUUGUUGAGCAGGCCAUCGAACUGAACCGUAAAUAUGUUCACGAGGUUCAGGGUCUGGUUGAGCGCGAGCGUGAGGGCCGUCUCAGCAAACUGAACGAGUUGGCUGCUAGCAUUACCGAGCUGGAGAACCUGACUACCGGUUGGAGCAACGUCAUUGACACCAACCUGAAGACUCAGCAGCUUCAGGUCGCCGUUGACGCUGUCCGUUCUACUCUUGAGCGCGCUGAGACCCCCCGCCCCUUCGUCCGUGAACUGGUUGCUGUUAAGGAACUGGCCGCUGAUGACCCCGUCGUUGAUGCCGCCAUCGCUUCUAUCAACCCCACCGCCUACCAGCGUGGUAUCCCCUCCACAUCUAUGAUCAUUGAGCGUUUCCGUCGUGUCGCGAGCGAGGUCCGCAAGGCCAGUCUUCUGCCUGAGGAUGCUGGUAUUGCCAGCCACGCUGCCAGCAUGGUUCUGAGCAAGGUCAUGUUCAAGAAGGAGGGACUUCCCGAGGGUGAUGAUGUUGAGAGCAUUCUCAUUCGCACCGAGCACCUCCUCGAAGAGGGCAACGUUGAUGCUGCUGCCCGUGAGAUGAACGGUCUCCAGGGCUGGGCCAAAAUUCUGAGCAAGGAUUGGCUGGGUGAUGUGCGUAGGGUUCUUGAGGUCAAGCAGGCUCUCGAGGUCAUUGAGACUGAGGCCCGGCUCCAGUGCUUGCGCGUGGAGUAA